UGUUUGCCCGAAAGCAAACAUCGAAGAAUGUUGUUUGCACUACCGACGUACGGCCGAUGUUAUGUCCAACUUCUGGUUCGUUCGUAAGCAUCCCAAGGAACGCAGGAUGCCCCCUUCUUCCCCAACGUGGAUGGUGGACAGUUCCGCCUGCUCUGGGGCGGGGCCUCGGAACGAGAGGCGGGGCCCCUCGCCCCCCAAGAUCGAGCUGACGGCCUGCAGCCCGACAACCGGGGCCCACGAGCUCCCCCAGCUGCCCCCCAGGACUCUGGAGUUGCCAACGGUGCCCCUGCCGACGGCGGACAGCCUGGACAAUAUCGCUUCGCAUAUACCCAGGGUCCGUGUCGAGUUUUAUGUAAAUGAAAACACACUGAAAGAACGGUUACAGUUAUUCUUUAUAAAAAACCAAAGAUCAAGUCUGAGAAUCCGUAUUUUCAAUCUGGUGAUCAAACUUGUAGCGUGCCUGCUUUACGUCUUACGAGUUAUGCUGGACAGAGGACCAUCUUACGCAGUGUGUUACGACUGCCCCCCAAGCAAUUCCACGCUUCCGAAGAUAUACGAUGAGGCGUCGGUGGACAGACCAUCGGAACACAUAAACUGGAAUGCAAUUCUUUGGGUAGACCGUCCGUUACCUUUAUGGGGAGUUCAGGUAUCACUUGCUGUAAUUAGCUUAUCAGAGGCCUUACUAAUAGCAUAUUUAGGAUAUAAGGGAAAUAUAUAUCAGCAGCUUUUAUCCUUUAGUGUGAUCCUGGAGUUGUUAAAUAAUGGUCCAUUUGUAAUUACACUCUGUUGGGCCCCCCUUAGAAACCUUUUCAUUCCCGGAUUUCUGAAUUGCUGGCUUGCAAAGCACGCAUUAGAAAACAUGUUUAAUGACCUGCACCGAGCGAUGCAGAGAUCGCAGUCCGCCCUUUCCCAAAGGUUAAUGGUACUUUCAGCAACACUUUUGUGCCUCAUCUUCACAAGUGUCUGUGGCUUCCAGCACUUCCAGCGUUCCGGCAACCACGAGGUGGACCUUUUCAAGAGUCUGUACUUCGUGGUGGUGACUUUUUCGACGGUCGGAUAUGGAGACUACCGGCCGGACGUCUGGCCCUCGCAACUCUUCAUGGUAGUCAUGAUCUGCGUCGCACUCAUCGUCCUGCCCACACAGUUUGAACAGUUAGCAUAUACGUGGAUGGAGCGGCAGAAGCUGGGUGGUACUUAUAGCAUGCAUAGAGCUCAAAGCGAGAAACAUGUGGUCGUUUGUAAUACGACGUUACGAGCAGAUACCAUAAUGGACUUUCUAAACGAGUUCUAUGCGCAUCCGCUACUACAAGAUUUUUACGUAGUUCUUUUAUCCCCCUGUGAGCUUGAUGCCACCAUGAAAAUGAUCCUACAAGUACCUAUGUGGGCUCAAAGAGUGAUCUACAUUCAAGGUUCUGCUCUCAAGGAUACUGAUCUCACCAGAGCAAGAAUGAAUGCGGCGGAAGCCUGCUUUAUACUAGCUGCUAGAAACUAUGUAGAUCGAAGCGCUGCCGAUGAACAUACUAUACUUAGAUCAUGGGCAGUUCGUGACUUUGCUCCCAACGUUCCUCAGUAUGUGCAAAUUUUCCGUCCCGAAAACAAAGUGCACGUCGCAUUUGCUGAGCACGUUGUUUGCGAAGACGAAUUCAAGUAUGCUUUGUUGGCUAACAACUGUCUCUGUCCUGGUACAUCUACAUUAGUCACCUUACUUCUUCAUACGUCUAGAGGACAAGAAGGCCAGACGUCCCCAGAGGAGUGGCAUCGCCUCUACGGGAAGUGCUCCGGAAAUGAAAUCUAUCACAUCCGAUUGGGGGACAGCCGAUUCUUCGGGGAGUAUGAGGGCAAGAGCUUCACCUACGCCUCGUUCCAUUCGCACCGCAAGUAUGGUGUGGCACUCGUGGGCGUGCAGACUGACCUGGGAGGCACGUGGCCCAUCAUGCUGAACCCAGGUCCCUCCUACCACAUGCAGUUCACGGACAUCUGCUUCUACAUGAACAUCACGAAAGAGGAAAAUAGCGCUUUCCUGCCGGCGGGUGGCGACGAGGAAGGGACUGGUAAAAGCCCUCAUGCAUCAGCAUUGCAACUUUAUUUCGGAGACGUCAAAGGAGGCAGGAGGAAAUCAGAUUAUAAAUCGUUCGAGAUGUCUCCCAUCCGCUCGAAAUUCAAAAUGGGCCUGAUGAAGAAAUUCGGAAAGCAUCUGGACUUGCCCAAGUCAGACGGGACUCCGGGAUCGGACAGCUUCAGCGCCUCCUUGGCUAGAGGACGGCGCCCCAGCAUUGCCCCUGUGCCUGCCAUGUUUGGUCAGGGCUCUUCAGACUCCGAAGAAGAAUCGGAAGAAGAGGAUGAAGGCAACGACCUGAAGGAGGACCCUGAGGAGAAAUACGAGGACAUCCCCUGGAUUACACCUGCGGAGAAUUGCGAAAUUGUCAAGGGGUUCCCUCCCGUUUCGCCUUACGUUGGUGUAAGCCCGACACUCUGCUACUUAUUGAAAGAAAAGAAAUCUUUAUGCUGCCUCGAAUUAGCUCAAAUCUGCUCCCACUGCGCGUUCCGCAAUGCCAAAGAGUACAACUGGCCAAGUCGCUGCAUCAUCCUGGCUGCCGAUUUCGCUUCCAACGGAAUAUACAACUUCAUCGUUCCUCUGCGGGCGCACUUCCAUCUCCCGCAGACGCUUAGGCCCAUCAUCCUGCUGCUCGAAAGGAGGCCACAUGAAGCCUUUCUGGAUGCAAUAUCGUGGUUUCCUUUGGUGUACUGGAUGCAGGGCUCAAUUGAUAAUCUGGACGAUCUCCUACGUUCCGGAAUCAACUUAGCCGAUAGCGUAGUGGUAGUGAACAAAGAGUCAACCAAUUCUGCGGAGGAAGAUUUUUUGGCAGAUUGCAACACAAUUGUGGCCGUCCAGACAAUGUUCAAGAUGUUUCCAAGCGUCAGGAUCAUCACCGAACUCAGCCAGUCUAGUAAUAUGAGGUUCAUGCAGUUCAGAGCAAAUGAUACAUAUGCCUUACAUUUGUCGAAAAUGGAAAAGAGUGAACGGGAGAGAGGCUCCCACAUUUCAUACAUGUUUCGACUGCCUUUCGCUGCUGGAAACGUAUUCAGUGCCAGCAUGUUGGAUACGUUGCUAUAUCAAGCUUUCGUGAAAGACUAUAUGAUCAUUUUUGUACGACUUUUGCUAGGAAUUGAUCAAGCUCCUGGUUCUGGCUUCCUUUCUUCUAUGAAAAUUACUAAAGAUGAUCUUUGGAUAAGAACGUAUGGCAGGUUAUAUCAGAAACUCUGUUCUUCCUCCUGUGAAAUUCCAAUUGGUAUCUACAGGACGCAGAUGGCAGGACAGUGUGAAACUUCAUCAGUCUCACUAGUUUUAGCGGACAGCGAACGAAAUCGUCAGUUUUCUGAUAUUGAAAGACAAGAAAUCAGCAAUUUAGUAAAAAACAGAAUGAUGGACUUAAGGCUACCAACAGAAGACUAUGAUGAUGUCUCAGAAAAGAGAAAUGGCCUUUCUUAUGUGAUGAUAAACCCUAGCUGUGACUUGAAACUGGAGCUAGGAGAUGUGAUAUUUCUUAUACGACCAAGUCCCAUAUCAAGCGCCAAAAUGUUCAUGAAGCAAGGCUCUGUACGCGGCAAACCGACCAAACAGAAACGAGAUCGAAGGAAAACUCAAACAUCAAGGGAGUCUUUGCAUGGAGAGUCUCUUCUGAACGAUCCAUCUAACCACGAGAACGGCACAAUACUCAUACCAAACAGGGGGUCCAUUGAUGUCGAGAUCACGCCACCAGCAGAUGGGGUCAGAGGCACAAUUGUGUGAUAGCUCAGAUCUACUACUCAUAUGCAAUGGAAAAGAAUAUUGUUAAUUCCUAUACAUUGUGAUUUGUAGUUGAACUUUUCUACACUAUUUUAAUUGCAUAUUAAUUUUAGGCAGCCUUUUGUCAUAGAAUAUAUUUGUGCACAUAUUUGAAAAAUGAAGAAACAAUUAUACAAGGUAUCUUCAAAGAAAAGGUGCAAAUAUUUUUACAGUUUUCAGUCACUUCCAGUAGUGAGUGUAUUUAUGAAUAAAAACAUCUUGUAAAUUAUAUCACAAAGCAAUCUUUUUUCUAUUUAUAUUGACUCAUAAAUAUUUAUGUAUCAUAGACUUUCAAAUACAAAUACUAUAGUGAUCUUUUGUGAA
Messenger RNA from Uloborus diversus, 4150 nucleotides. Its product is annotated as potassium channel subfamily T member 1-like. Gene Ontology annotation, cellular component: membrane. The record is from RefSeq and is a predicted model, not a curated record. Gene Ontology annotation, molecular function: intracellular sodium-activated potassium channel activity. Gene Ontology annotation, biological process: potassium ion transport. Bases 62 to 3790 code for a protein of 1242 amino acids. Lineage: Eukaryota; Metazoa; Arthropoda; Arachnida; Araneae; Uloboridae. The transcript has 31 exons.